This is a messenger RNA of Acanthosepion pharaonis, 2010 nucleotides long. The record is from the annotation of a GenBank genome assembly. NCBI's taxonomy places the organism in Eukaryota, Metazoa, Mollusca, Cephalopoda, Sepiida, Sepiidae.
AUGCGUAUCUCUUUCAUUCCCAUUUCUCUCUCUCUCUCUCAUAUUCCCAUUUCUCUCUCUCUCUCUCAUAUUCCCAUUUCUCUCUCUCUCUCUCAUAUUCCCAUUUGUCUCUCUCUCUCUCUCUCAUAUUCCCAUUUGUCUCUCUCUCUCUCUCUCUCAUAUUCCCAUUUGUCUCUCUCUCUCUCAUAUUCCCAUUUGUCUCUCUCUCUCUCAUAUUCCCAUUUGUCUCUCUCAUAUUCCCAUUUGUCUCUCUCAUAUUCCCAUUUGUCUCUCUCAUAUUCCCAUUUGUCUCUCUCAUAUUCCCAUUUGUCUCUCUCAUAUUCUCUCUCUCAUAUUCCCAUUUGUCUCUCUCUCUCUCUCUCUCAUAUUCCCAUUUGUCUCUCUCUCUCUCAUAUUCCCAUUUGUCUCUCUCUCUCUCAUAUUCCCAUUUGUCUCUCUCUCUCUCUCAUAUUCCCAUUUGUCUCUCUCUCUCUCUCAUAUUCCCAUUUGUCUCUCUCUCUCUCAUAUUCCCAUUUGUCUCUCUCUCUCUCAUAUUCCCAUUUGUCUCUCUCUAUCACCUCUCUCUCUCUCUCUCUCUCACCUCUCUCCAUAUUAAUGACAUUGGAUUUCCUGCCAACGAUUUGUCGCUUCACUCUCUCUCUUCCUUUUUCUCUCUUUCUUUUUCUCUCUCUCUUUUUCUUUUUCUCUCUCUCUUUUUCUUUUUCUCUCUCUUUCUUUUUCUCUCUCUUUCUUUUUCUCUCUCCUUUUUUUCUCUCUUUCUUUUUCUCUCUUCCUUUCUCUCUCUUCCUUUUUCUCUCUUCCUUUUUCUCUCUUUUUUCUCUCUCUCGCUCUCUUCCUUUCUCUACCUCUCGCUCUCUUCCUUUCUCUACCUCUCUCGCUCUCUUCCUUUCUCUACCUCUCUCUCUCUAUUCCUUUCUCUACCUCUCUCUCUCUAUUCCUUUCUCUACCUCUCUCUCUCUAUUCCUUUCUCUACCUCUCUCUCUCUAUUCCUUUCUAUAUCUCUCUCUCUAUUCCUUUCUCUACCUCUCUCUCUCUAUUCCUUUCUCUAUUUCUCUCUCUAUUCCUUUCUCUACCUCUCUCUCUCUAUUCCUUUCUCUACCUUUCUCUCUCUAUUCCUUUCUCUAUUUCUCUCUCUAUUCCUUUCUCUAUUUCUCUCUCUAUUCCUUUCUCUAUUUCUCUCUCUAUUCCUUUCUCUAUUUCUCUCUCUAUUCCUUUCUCUAUUUCUCUUUCUCUCUCUAUUUCUUUCUCUCUAUCCUUCAUAUUCCAAAUAUGCACUUCAAAACAAAUGUCGAUGUUAAGAUUAUCUAUUUUCUUAAUUUGCGGGAUAUUUGUACCAAAUUUCUCUCUGUGGGAAGAUUUUCUUCGAGGAAAACAGAGAUCGCAUUAAAAUUGAGAAAAAAAAUUAAUUACACCUCUUAUCCCCUCUUCUCAACUCUUUUAAUUAAUUUUGCUUCUCUCCUCCCUCCUCUCCUCUCUCCUCUUCUCUCUCCUCUCCUCUCUUCUCUCUCCUCUCCUCUCUUCUCUCUCCUCUCCUCUUCUCUCUUCUCUCUCUUCUCUCUUUUCUCUCUUCUCUCUCUUUUCUCUCCUUCUCUUCUCUCUCUUCUUCUCUUCUCUUCUCUUCUCUUCUUCUUCUCUUCUCUCUUCCUCUCCCCCUCUUCUUCUCUCUCCUAUCUCUCCUCUUCUCUUCUAUUCCGCCCCCUUCUCUCCCUCUUCUCUCUCUUCUCCCCUCUCUUCUCCUAUCUCUCCGCCCCUCUUCUUCUCUCCUAUCUCUCCUCCCUCCUCUCUCUCUAUCUCUUCUCUCCCUAUCUCUCCGCCUCUCUCUCCUCUCUCCGCCCCCCCUUCUUCCUCCUAUCUCUCUUCCCCCUCUUCUCUCCUCUCUCCCUAUCUCUCCGCCCCCCUCUUCUCUCUCCUAUCUCUCUUCUCUCCCUCUUCUCUCUCUCUCUCUCCGCCCCCUCUUCUCUCUCCCUCUUCUCUCUCCUAUCUCUCCGCCCCUCUUCUCUUUCAGUCUGA